AAUAGUCCCGCGAGAGGGCUGCCGUGGGUACAUUGACGGAUGACCCUGCUGCUCCCAGUCCCAGCUGUCAGCUGCGCUCGUGCACCGUUUCUGACUUUCCCCACUCUGUCCCCGGUACCAUGGCGUCCAUGGAGGAGGACGGCUCGGUUGAGGAGAAGGAUAACAACAACAAGAAGAGAACGAAAAGUGCAAUCGCUGUCGCAUGGCUUACAUUUUACAACAUCGCCAUGACGGCCGGGUGGCUGGUUUUGGCUAUGGCAAUGAUGCGCUUUUACCUCCAGAAGGCCACACACAAGGGUCUGUACAAAAGUAUAGCAAGGACACUCAAGUUCUUCCAGACAGUUGCGUUAGUUGAGGUGGGGCACUGUGCAAUCGGAAUCGUGAGGACCUCUGUAAUUGUGACCGGGGUUCAAGUGUGUUCACGAAUCUUCAUGGUGUGGUUCAUCACCAACAGCAUCAAACAGAUCCAGAACGAAGAAAGUGUAAUCCUCUUCCUGGUCGUUUGGACGUUGACAGAGAUUACCAGAUAUUCAUUCUAUACAUUCAAUCUGCUCAACCACCUGCCAUACUUCAUCAAAUGGGCCAGAUACAAUAUGUUUAUCAUCAUGUACCCUCUCGGAGUGGCCGGAGAACUCCUGACUAUUUACGCUGCUCUGCCGUUUGUUCGCAAAACCGGAAUGUUGUCCAUGAGGCUCCCCAACAAGUACAACAUCUCCUUCGACUACUACUACUUCCUCAUCAUUGUCAUGCUCUCCUACAUCCCAUUGUUCCCACAGCUCUUUUUCCACAUGCUCCGUCAGAGGAGAAAGGUGCUUCUUGGGGAGAUCAUAGUGGAGAAGGAUGAGUAGAGCCGCCUCACAGUCCAGCACCUGGCGUUCGUUUUGGAACAACGAGCCCAAGUUCUCCACACUGCAACGCAAGCGACCGGGAGAGUCAGACCACUACCGACAUAACGGGAUUAACCAAGUAAUAAUCGCAGAAACAGGAUUUUGUCAUUCACCGCAAUAACCCAACUGGAUUAAAUCCAAGAUAAAUCAUUACCCAACAGGAAUAACCUUCAUCAGAAUCAUCCACAACAGACAUCAGUCAACCAGAAGAAUCAUUACAGAACAGGAGUAGUCAGCGGAAUAGUCAUUAAUGUGGAAAAAGGAAUAAGUACAAUCUAUAGCUUGAAUAAUCAUCAUCAUCGCAAAACUGGAACACUGUCCCAGUGCAGGUAGCUAGAUUCCCAGAGAGAGAGAGCACUGAAUCCACUAUCCAGCAUGGCCACAUCAUGCUGUCCUAAACCUCUGCAACCUGAUAGCAUACUGCACCUAUUACCUGCUCUCAACUGCAACAGUACAAUAUUGGAAGGCGCUUGCUGUGCAUUGGGUCAACCACACAGCAGAUACAUACUGAACCCACCAUCAGUGCAACACACAGGGAGUUCGAGGGAACCAGGGACGGGUGAUAUGUAUGAAAGGAGGGAUGAGGCUCCUGAGCUGGGUUUUUUUUUCUUUUAAAUUGGAAAUAAAUUUUUUUAAGCAUUUUUAAACGUUUUCCACCACAGUGAUUUUAUACAUAAAUAGCAUGUUGCAACAAUGACUAGACAGAAGCUCAAAAAAAGAGAAAGUUCUGCAUAGACGUAUUAUACCUCGACAAUAAAUAUGCUGCUUCCUCGGAGUAUGUGUGUUGUACUUUAUUUGUAAACAAUGAAAUGUGAAACGCCACCGUUAGUAGGUUAUUUUAUGCACAGAUCGGAUCACUUGAAUAAUUACUUAAUUUAUUCACACAUCACAUGGUUGGCAAUUCUAUGGUUUUUAACAGUAAAACACUUGAAUGUUAUUAGUGCUUUAGGUGUAGCUUAGACUAAACAAAUAUUUUGGUUGUUGCUUUGCUCAGCUCUAAUGUUCUCUCCAUGUUGUUUUCAUGUUUACCAAGAGCUCAGUCAAAUGUAUUUACAAGUGUACAUCUUAAAAUAAGGUUGAAUCUUUGCAGAAAAGCGCUCUCUUUUGAAAGUUCAAGCCAACAUAGGAGACACGCAGAGAAGAUACGAGAUAAUACAUUUAUAUCUGAGCACUCACAGUCUUCAGUUAGUCACUGUUUUGUUCUUUUAUGUUUUAAAAAUCUGUGUUCGGGAUCCAUUGUCCUUGUUGGUAAUGGACUGGUAGUUAGCGUUAGAUUCCCUCUGCUAAAAGGUGCUACUGUGUCAGGUCGUUUCAAUCUUCUGUGCAGCUGAAGGAUAGAUUGGGAUUGGGGUCAUCUAAUUGUAUGCACUGUGAUACCUAGCCCUGUGCUACAGUGUGCUGAAUGAAUCAACAUCAUGCUAUGAAUCAGGGCUAGACAAGAAAGAAAGAAAGAAACAAUAAAAUUCAAUGUCAAAAA
Messenger RNA from Oncorhynchus kisutch (coho salmon), 2364 nucleotides. Its product is annotated as very-long-chain (3R)-3-hydroxyacyl-CoA dehydratase 1. Lineage: Eukaryota; Metazoa; Chordata; Actinopteri; Salmoniformes; Salmonidae. The coding region runs from base 120 to 848 and encodes 242 amino acids. Gene Ontology annotation, biological process: very long-chain fatty acid biosynthetic process; sphingolipid biosynthetic process; fatty acid elongation. Gene Ontology annotation, cellular component: endoplasmic reticulum membrane. The transcript has 7 exons. The record is from RefSeq and is a predicted model, not a curated record. Gene Ontology annotation, molecular function: 3-hydroxyacyl-CoA dehydratase activity.